AUGACUAGAAUACAAGGGUUGUUAUCUGCUCUUGAUGAGCUGCUACCAAAAGUUGACCAAAGGUUUUGUGUUAGGCACUUAUAUAGCAAUUUUAAGAAGAAGUUUCCUGGUGUCAAAUUAAAGGGAUUGAUGUGGAAGGCUGCUAAUGCAAGUCAUUCAAAUGCUUGGGAAACAAAUAUGUGUGAAAUGAAAGAGGUGAAUGAAGAAGCAGUCAAGCACCUUUGGAAGAUCCCACCAAGGUUCUGGAGCAAAUCUAGGUUUAGAAAUGGUCCAAAGUGUGACAAUUUGGUGAACAACAUGUCAGAAGCCUUUAACUCUGUAUUUGUAGCUGCAAGAGCCUAG
Lathyrus sativus (Indian pea) is the source of this 342-nucleotide messenger RNA. The record is from the annotation of a GenBank genome assembly. Lineage: Eukaryota; Viridiplantae; Streptophyta; Magnoliopsida; Fabales; Fabaceae.